AAGGAAAUUGCUGAUAAAUUUAUGGAGGCUGUUAUAAAAGCUUUAGACGGAACUGCGACACCAAUAAUAGAGACAGUUGGUAGCAAUACUUCCAUAAAUACGUCCGCUAGUUCGGGACUGCCUUCGAGUGCCUUAAAUAUCACCGAAGAAAAUGAGAAGCUGGCGAGCGAUUUAAAGUUACCGUUAAAUCUCUUUGAAUCAGCAAAACCGGACUGUAUUGGUUGCCGAGGAUGUGAUCCAGAAAAGUUCACCUUUACUGACGAUGGAAAUAAUAAAAUUUUCAUUAAUGAAGAGGACAUUAAAAGCCUUUUGCUACCGAUGGAAUUGCCGCCUUUAGUUUUAUUAAAGCAAAGCACUCUCUCACCUAUUAUUUCAACGACGGCAACAACAUUAAUAACGACAACAGCAGGUGCGUCGAUAAACUUUAAGAAAAAGCUCGUGAACACUUUUAACGCCAGUGCAAACAACGUAAAAGAAUCCGCUGACGAAACAACACCCGCGUCUACAACCGAUCUUUCGCAGGAAAAUCCAAAAACUUGUUCUAUUAUAAAACCCGGUAAUAUAUUUGGUGGUUUCACGGAAAUGACAAAUGCGGGCGAAGAAUCAAUUUUCUCUGGUGUCGCAAAUUCAACGUCCACAGAUGCUGACAAAACACAAUCUAUAUCCAUUUUCGGAGGCACAGGCAAUAGUUUACCUGGUGGUUCUAUUUUUGGCCAAAAACCUCCAAUAUUUGGCAAUAGCCCUUCCAUAUUCGGCGAUACAACUAAAUCGAUUUUCGGUUCGUCAAAUAAUAACUCUAAGGGCGGUAGUAUAAAUACUUCCAUUUUCGGCUCAUCGUACACCAGCUUCACAGGUUUUGCGCCCAAUAAACCCAUAACCGCAGGUAGAUGUGUAUUUGGAAGUACGGAAAUUCCCACUACGACUGCCGCUCAUGUCGCUACUUCUUUGUUCGAAGGUGUUGGCACAAACACGGGCUCUGCAGGCACUGAAUCGUUUAUCGAUUUGUCUAAAACUGCUACAGCUGCGAUUGACUUUGCUAGUUUGGCAGCUCAAGCUCCCAAAGAUGACAAAGCGGUGCCAGCAUUAGCAAAAGGCAACGAAAAACCUGCCCCUUGUAAUUUUAUAGGUCUUACGGGCCAAAAUGCUUUCGCAAGCUUUGCCAAACCGCUAAAUGAACAAAAAUCGAACGAUAAGGAUAUAACCAAAAAUGAUAGCCUAAAUGAUGCGAAAAAUAACCAAAGCGGCAAUUGCGGUACUGCGGAAAACAAUUCUACUGAGGAGAAUUAUGAUCCUCACUACGAACCCAUUAUUGCAUUACCCGAAGAAAUUGUAAUUACAACAGGCGAAGAAGAAGAAACUAAGCUCUUCGGCGAGCGAGCUACAUUGUUCCGCUGGGAUGAUACCAACAAGGAGUGGAAAGAAAGAGGCGUUGGAGAAUUAAAAAUUUUGUUUCAUCCUGUCAAACAAACAUAUCGUAUGCUAAUGCGUCGCGAACAAAUCUAUAAGCUGAUCCUGAAUCAUGUUGUUAAUGCUGACUUUAGUUUCAGUGAAAUGAACAAAAAUCCUAAGAGUUUUCUAUGGGGAGCCAUGAAUUAUGCUGAGUGCCCCGAAGGAGUAUUGGAAAAGUUGGCUGUACGUUUCAAAAAUGUCAAAUUAGCAGAACAGUUCAGGGAGCAGUUAAAUAAAUGUAUUGCAGCGAAUCAAAAUCGCGAUAACUAAAAAACUAAAGGAUUUUUAAAACUAUUAAUAUU
This is a messenger RNA of Glossina fuscipes, 1751 nucleotides long. Its product is annotated as E3 SUMO-protein ligase RanBP2-like. The transcript is spliced from 2 exons. Gene Ontology annotation, cellular component: nuclear pore; cytoplasm. Lineage: Eukaryota; Metazoa; Arthropoda; Insecta; Diptera; Glossinidae. The annotation marks the transcript as partial. Gene Ontology annotation, biological process: intracellular transport. Gene Ontology annotation, molecular function: GTPase activator activity. The record is from RefSeq and is a predicted model, not a curated record.